AUGGGCGUCUUUUACACAACCAGGUGGAGUUUGGCGGCCGAUGGGAGCUCAUCCGCGAGCAAAGGAGCCGUCAACAAAACACUUCAAAAAUGCAGCAUUGAUCCAAAGGCAGCUACUGAGCUGGAGCUGUUCUGCUGCUCCUAUUCAGAUCUUGCUGAAACCACCGAGUUCUGCAUAAUGAUGUCUUUGGGACACUUAAGCAAGGGAGUUGGCCUAGAUGAACUUAUUGAUACAUGUAUUGAUUCUUUUGAUGCAGAUGGAAACUUGUGUAAAAAUUAUCAGCUUCUGACAGUAACUUUAACCAUGCAUCGACUUAUCAUCUCCUCCUCUGAGAUACUGCGAAAACUAAUAGAUCUAUAUCUGGGUGCCUUGGAAAAUAAUUCUUCACUUUGCUGUAAGAUAUGUUACCUUGUGAGGUAUUGGAUAAGAGAAUUCUGGGUCAUGUUUAAAACAGAUUCCAAUCUUACAAACACCAUGGAAGAAUUUCAGGAAUUGGUGAAAGCUAAUGGUGAGGAGUUACACUGCCGCCUAAUUGACACAUCUCAAAUAAAUGCUCGAGAUUGGUCCAGAAAGAUAACCCAGCGAAUAAAAUCCAAUAGCAGUAAGAAACGAAAAGUUUCACUGCUCUUUGAUCAUCUGGAACCAGAGGAGUUAUCAGAUCACCUCACCUACCUUGAAUUUAAGUCCUUCCGACGAAUAUCAUUUCCAGAUUAUCAAAACUACAUCAUAAAUGGAUGUGUGAAGGACAAUCCCACAAUGGAACGCUCAAUCACUCUUUGUAACGGUAUUUCACAGUGGGUCCAACUGAUGGUAUUAAAUAGACCAACACCACAGCUUCGAGCUGAAGUAUUCAUCAAGUUCAUUCAUGUGGCCCAGAAACUCCAUCAGUUGCAAAAUUUCAACACAUUAAUGGCUGUGAUAGGAGGUCUUUGUCACAGUUCCAUCUCUAGACUUAAAGAAACAAGUUCUCAUGUUCCUCAUGACAUCCAUAAGAUAUUCAGUGAAAUGACUGAACUGCUGUCAUCCUGUAGGAACUAUGAUAAUUACAGACGUGCUUAUAAUGAGUGCAGUAACUUUAAAAUCCCUAUCCUUGGAGUACAUCUGAAAGAUUUAAUUUCCCUUUAUGAAGCUAUGCCAGAUUACUUGGAAGAUAAAAGAGUUAAUAUGCACAAAUUGUAUUCUUUGUAUAAUCAUGUCAAUGAACUGAUACAGCUGCAGGAGAUAGGUCCCCCUCUGGAGGCUAAUAAAGAUCUUGUCCAUCUCCUUACACUGUCUCUUGACCUUUACUAUACAGAAGAUGAAAUUUAUGAACUUUCAUAUGCACGAGAGCCAAGAAGUCACCGGGCUGCACCAUUGACACCUUGUAAACCACCGGUUGUAGCAGAUUGGGCAUCUGGAAUUGCCCCCAAACCUGAUCCAAAGAUAAUUAGUAAGCAUGUUCAGAGAAUGGUAGAUUCUGUUUUUAAAAAUUAUGACCAUGAUCAGGAUGGAUAUAUUUCUCAAGAAGAAUUUGAGAAGAUUGCUGCAAGCUUUCCCUUCUCCUUUUGCGUAAUGGAUAAAGACAGGGAAGGUCUGAUUAGCAGGGAUGAAAUAACAGCCUACUUCAUGAGGGCCAGUUCAAUCUAUUCUAAACUAGGCCUUGGCUUUGCCCACAAUUUCCAGGAGACCACUUACCUAAAGCCGACAUUCUGUGACAACUGUGCUGGAUUUCUUUGGGGUCUUAUUAAACAAGGAUAUAGGUGCAAAGACUGUGGAAUGAACUGCCAUAAGCAAUGCAAAGAUCUGGUUGUAUUUGAAUGUAAGAGAAGACCCAAAGUGACAGCUGUGGAUAACAGUCCAGCAUCAGCUCUUGCAUCUAGCCUCUGUCCCAUGGGACUUAAAGAGCACAUGCAUGGGCUGGAAGAGGGAGGAUUUCCAUUUUCUAAUGGCGAGGUGGUUGAACAUAAUGAAGGCAGCAAAGAUAGAACUAUUAUGCUUAUGGGAGCAUCGGCUCAGAAGAUCUCAGUAAGGCUAAAGCCGUCUGUGGUACACAAGAGUACACAAACUGAUAUAAUGAUGGCACAUGGUAAUGAACUGUCCAAUCUACAAAGGGAGUCAGGAACAUCAUCCAAAAGUAGUUUUCUCCAGCCAACUCCUGUGUUUCCAUGUCCAAGUCCAGUUCUUGGCCGUAAAAAGGCGUAUGUGAAAUGGGAAAACAAGGAUUGUGGUCAAAACAUGAAGGAAGAUCCACAAACACUAAAACCCACAUAUCAUGAACUAGAAAAGGAAAGAAGUGUUCUAACAGCAGAGAAUGAAGCUCUCAAACUGCGCCUUAAACAAGCUCAUAAGAAGAUUGAAUUCCUCAGCAUUCAACGAAAUCACUUAAUGGACAGUAGGGAACAUGGAGAUUGCUUGUAGCUAACAAGAAAGACAUUUUUCUGUGGAAAAGGGUAAAGCAAGUGGGCUUUUUGAGUGUAUUUAAGUAUAUGCAGCAUGGCAGGACUUCAAACUAAAGUUGGAUUGUCUUGUUUUGACUCCCAUUAAUACUUCUGGAUGUAUAUAUUUUGUGCUAUCAGUUUAAACUAGUUGGCCUUCUGUUUGGCUGAAAUUACAUCAUUUGGAAUUUCUGUUAUUUAGAGCAAGGAAUACACCUGUUACCAAACCUAUUAUCAAAUAGGAACGUGUAUCUUGGGCUAAUUUUGGCAAUGCAAACUUGAAAAUAGGCAUGAUUUUUUAUUUGAAAACCUCACAAUGCUGCUGCUUGAAUGGGCAUAUGAGUCAAAUAGCCAUUCCCAUUUUCUUUUUGAAUUGGUUGAUCUCUUUCUCCAAGAUGCCAAUUUCAGAUAGACAGUCCCCCAAACCUCCUUUUGCAGAGGUGUCUACAGAGCACGGGCAAAAAAAAAGUAAAGAUGUCGGCCACAAAGGUGCGAUCAAAGUUCCUCCUGUUUUUUAUGUACAUGGCAUGCACACACAAAUGAAACAGGCAGAGCUUUGAUUGCAGCGUCAUGGCCGUGCUCUUGACAGUUUUGACCACACCCUGCAGUCACCCUUGUGGGUUUGGCUGCAAAAAGAUUUUCAGUCUGUACUCUGACACUGAAGCACUAAAACAAAGGCAAAACGAGAUAUUUCACUGGCAUUCCAGUGGAUGUGGAUUUGCAGGAUUCAGCUUUAAAAAAUACCUUCUGGAAUACCCCCAGAAAAAGGGUCCUGGUGCUAAUGGUAUUGAUUUAGUUUCCAUUGCAGUCAAUAGG
This is a messenger RNA of Candoia aspera, 3230 nucleotides long. It is a transcript of the gene RASGRP1, whose product is annotated as RAS guanyl releasing protein 1. The record is from RefSeq and is a predicted model, not a curated record. Gene Ontology annotation, molecular function: guanyl-nucleotide exchange factor activity; calcium ion binding. The coding region runs from base 1 to 2397 and encodes 798 amino acids. The transcript has 17 exons. Gene Ontology annotation, cellular component: plasma membrane. NCBI's taxonomy places the organism in Eukaryota, Metazoa, Chordata, Lepidosauria, Squamata, Candoiidae. Gene Ontology annotation, biological process: Ras protein signal transduction; positive regulation of GTPase activity.